Capronia coronata CBS 617.96 is the source of this 2046-nucleotide messenger RNA. RefSeq lists its product as uncharacterized. Gene Ontology annotation, biological process: DNA-templated transcription. The record is from RefSeq and is a predicted model, not a curated record. Gene Ontology annotation, cellular component: nucleus. The transcript is spliced from 3 exons. The coding region runs from base 1 to 2046 and encodes 681 amino acids. Lineage: Eukaryota; Fungi; Ascomycota; Eurotiomycetes; Chaetothyriales; Herpotrichiellaceae. Gene Ontology annotation, molecular function: DNA binding; zinc ion binding.
AUGCCAAUAUGUGACGCCAGCAAAUCCUCGGGCAAGAACAUCUUCCAGAAGAACGAAGACAAGGCAGUGUUGCCACAUGCUUCUCAACAGCAGGCCACGCCCGGCUCGCUGGCAAGUCAUGGUGCCAAUGAUGGCGAGGACAGAGCUCCACAGCAACUUGUGCCCUCAGAGUCUACUGUGUCUUGGGCAACGAGCGAAGAGAUCUUGCCAGAAGUCACGCCUCGACCUAUGUUUGCACGGCACAGCAGAGGGAAGACAAGGUUCAAAGGGCCAACGCACUGGUCGUUGUUAUCUUUCGAAUUCAAGGAAUUGGCUCCCUUCGUCUUUGGCAAAGAGCCGGAUUUCGAUCGUACAAACCAGGAACUUCGAGCCUUGAAACAAUUCUAUCCCAUCCGGGCAAACCGAAACUACCCCUUCCGAUCAAACUCAACCAUUCCUUGGACCAAAGAACGUAUUCGCUCAUUGUUGCCGCCUCGGGCCACGACUGACGCAUAUAUCGAGCUGUACCUCAACACCUAUGAGAAAACACACGGUAUGCUACACGUACCCAUGUUUCGGGAAGAGAUGAUGCUCUUCUGGCGCACACCUAGUGCACUUCCCUACGAGUGGCUAUCGCAGUUCCUAAUGAUGCUUGCUCUCGGGUGUCCGAGACACGAGAGACUUCGACGAUCACAACUCGUCGAGUCCUUUCUCGACGGCGCGGAGGCCUAUCUGAUGCAGUCGCCAUUCCAAGCCAAACCUAAUUUCACAUCGAUCCGUGCGAUGGCCAUGAUGGUGAUUGCCAAGCAGAUCGACAUUGUCGCAUUCGAUGACUCUGGCGCGGUGUGGUCGUUUCUGGGCCUCGUCGUCCGUCUGGCAAUGUGUUUAGGGUUCCACCGCGAUCCGCAAUGGUUCGAUUCCAUGUCACCACUCGAAGCAGAGACGAGGAAACGGAUCUGGACAACGCUGGUGUUUAUGGAUGUGCAGAACUCUCUGGAGACCGGCCUGCCUUUACUCCUGCAUCCGGAUGAUUACGACUCGCCAGCACCGGGGGACCAGCUGGACGGCCAAAACCUAGCAGAAGACAACAGUAACACUGCCACGGCAUCCCAGCACGCAGAUGAGGCCAAUGAUUCAGCCUUCCAGUCUAUCCUGAGCAAAUCGUUUCCGCACGUCUUGCAUAUCAUCCGCCUUGUUCAUCAACCGCUCAAUGACACGACUCGGCGCGUCGUGCUCGAGGCUGAAGCGAAGAUCCGAAACUUGCGCCAAAUAGCAGCUGACACGUACCCGAAGUACUCCUCGGACGACAAGACCGACACUCUGAUCCCGCCAUGGAGACAGCUACAGGGUAUUCUGUUGGAGAUCUACUUCCGACGAGUGUUGUUAGCUUUGCACCAACCUUACGUGAUGGCGCCGGACGCGGCCAAACGCUACCCAGAAUCGUGCUGGAGUGCGCUGGAAUCCGCGCUGGCCAUUCUCGUCCUUCAGCGGAGACUGUAUGGAGAAGCGGCCGAUCUGGUGUCGAUCGAAUGGUUUGCGGAGUUGUUCAAAGGCGAUUUCUUCGUCGCGGCGCUGUUUGUCGCUGUGGGCAUUCGACGCAAAAGCUUCGGUACGCAACAGAAAACCUCGUGUCCCGGCCGGUUAGCCGAGAUCGAUAUAGCCUCGCAAACUCUCGAGGCGUGCUUGGCCAUCUGGAGUUCCAAGGUUGGCUUGUCGGUCCAUCACUUCAAAGCACAUCUGUUUCUCGGGGUUGUGAUCGCCGCCACGAAGGCGUCCGAGGUCCCGCUGCAUCUGAGGAUCCAAGAGGCUGCAGCCGCAACCAUUGCCACAGUCAGAGCGACCAUGUUGCAGCACAAUGAAAACGACCCGGAACUCCAACCAGACAGAAGCUGGGACGUCGGAGCAAGAUUUGAUGUUGGUUUGAUGCAGGGAGGCGUCUUGCCAACCGAUCUGACUACGGGAGGACUUUCCGAUGUCAACGGCUUCCACGCGGAGGCGCCGAUGACGGACCAAUUCUUGUCAGAGCUAUUUGUCGACGACCCUCCGUUUGCAUGGUCUUUUGAUUGA